AUGCUCGCCGCCGCGUCGCCGUCGUCGUCGACGCGCAAGCGCAAGCGCGCCAAGGGCGGCACAGUGCUUGCGGAGGACAUGCUGCCGCGGCUGCCACCGGGCAUGGAGGUGGCACCGCCGCAGGAGCUGCGCGGCGCUGAACCGCGCGACGCGCCCGCCCGCAAGUCCAAGCGCUCCAAGCGCAGCCGGCGGCGGGUCGAGCCCGGCGACGAGGCCUUGGAGCGCUCGUCGGCGCGGCCCGGCUCUCCGGCAGCCAGUCCAGCAGCGGCGAUGUCAGCUCCAGCAGCGGCGGCGCGCGGCACGCCGGCCUCGGCGCCACUGUCGGCGCAGGCCGGACCGCCGCGCUCCGCCAGCCGCGGCUCCAAGUCGUCGGCCGCUCGUGGCGGCGGGCGCGCAAACUCGUCGCUCGGCAACCUGACCCGCGAGUUUUGCGACCUGCUCCGGUCGGCCGAGGGCGGCUUGCUCGACCUCAACGAGGCCGUCCGCAUCCUCGACGUCAAGAAGCGCCGGAUCUACGACAUCACCAACGUGCUCGAGGGCAUCGGCCUCCUAGUCAAAAAGUCCAAGAACCAGAUCCAGUGGAACUCGACCGCGACUCUCGACUCGGACUCGGGCUCGGGCUCGGGCGACCACCGGUCUUCCCGCUCCCGCGCCUCCCGCGCCGCCGCCUCCUCCGGGGUCGCCUCGUCGGAAUUGAGCUCACUGCAGAGCCAGCUCGACGACCUCGAGGUCUCGGACGCCAUCCUCUCCCAGCACAUCCACCGCGUCCAGGACAUCCUCCGCGACCUGGUCGAGCGUACCGCUCACGAUAAGACUGCGUACGUCACACACGCAGACGUCCGCCUUCUCCCCGACUUUGAGGACCAGACCGUCAUCGCCAUCAAGGCCCCGCCGGGCUCCAAGCUCGAAGUGCCGGACCCGGAUGAGGGCAUGGAGUGGCCUUCGCGCCGCUUCAACAUGUUCCUCUCGUCCUCCCAGGGCCCCAUCGACGUCUACCUUGUCUCCGAGGGUGCGCCGCCCGACGAGCCGCCGGCCGGCGACGCCGCUGCUCCUGGCCUCCCGCCGCCGCACCCCUCGGACGCCACAGACAUCGGUCAGACGGCGCGAUCGCGAGUCUCGUUCCGCGACUACGAGGCAUGGCGGGCCGGAAUGGGCGGGACGCGGGCACGGCCGUUUCGUAUCGUGGCGCGCGAGGCCGAGCUGCUGAGGCGGAAGGAGCGCGCGGUGUGGGAGAUGGAGGCUGCGCGCGAAGCUGCGCUCGACGCGGCCUACGCUGCCGAUGCCGCCCGCUACGGCACCGUCGAGGCUGGGCUCAAGUACGCUGCCUCUGUCCUUGACGAUGGUGAGCAGCUGGCGGCUGAGACGCUGGACACUCUCGGCAGGAUCUCGUGCCCGGUGGCUGGGGCCCGGACGCCCCGCGCGCUUCUGGAGAGCGGCGAGCAGCUGCUGGCUGCCGGCGAGGAUAGCGGCGAGGUUGGCGAUCUGCUUCUUGCCCGUGCUUGCUUCCGCCGCGUUAUCCUCUACGCCUCGGCGUCGGCUUCCAAAGCUAUUGCCCCGCCGGCGCUCGCCGCCCGCGCCCACCUCGGUCUUGCGCUCCUUGCCUUUCGCGAGGGCAAGUACGCCAAGGCGAGCGAUGCCGCCGACGACGCUGCCGACGCCGGCUCGCGCGACUUUCGCAUUCUGCUCGUUCGUGGUGUAUCUGCCUGUCGGCUUGCGUCCUUUGACGCCGCCGCCGUCGACCUCGAUACUGCGGUAGUCAAGACUCGCCGUACGUUCGAUGCGGCUGUCGCCGCUGUCGCCGCCGCCCGCGUCCGUAGCCGCGAGCGCAGCCAGGACCGCGACCGUGACUCUCCGCCUCUCCAAGCCAGACUGAUUGACCUGGCCGAGGCUUCCGACCGCGCCGCCCUCGACGCCGCCGACGCGCUCUACCACGCCACCUGCUGCGCCGCCUUUGCCUCGGAUGACUAUCAGGCCGACGACCACUUUGCCGCCCUCGCCCAACUCGGCCACGGCACCUCUGCCGGCAGCCCUGCUGAUCUCUGCAGCGGCUGGUUCGACGGCCCGCAGAUCACCACCCGCCCGCUUGCCGACGACCCCAUCCCGGACCAUUAA
Thecamonas trahens ATCC 50062 is the source of this 2112-nucleotide messenger RNA. RefSeq lists its product as uncharacterized. Gene Ontology annotation, biological process: regulation of transcription by RNA polymerase II. The transcript is spliced from 2 exons. Gene Ontology annotation, molecular function: DNA-binding transcription factor activity, RNA polymerase II-specific; RNA polymerase II cis-regulatory region sequence-specific DNA binding; protein dimerization activity. NCBI's taxonomy places the organism in Eukaryota, Apusomonadida, Apusomonadidae. Gene Ontology annotation, cellular component: RNA polymerase II transcription regulator complex. The coding region runs from base 1 to 2112 and encodes 703 amino acids. The record is from RefSeq and is a predicted model, not a curated record.